ACACUCGAAACUCCUCGAUAUUUUUCAUAGAAAGGCAAUAGCAUGGUGGAAUGACAACAAAAUAUAGCGUCAUGUUGAAGAGUUUGAUCGUGAAUGAAUACUAUAUUCUAUUGAAGAUUGUUUGAAGGAAAAUAUGUCGGAAGAUGUAGAUGUUGAUAUCAGGGAACAAGUUUUCCACAACGCUGUUCGGGAAUAUAUUAUUUGCCUGCUGUUGUUUAUUUUCCUCUAUGUGAGUUCCUAUGUGACAGUGAGACACUUCAAAACUGCAGAUUCUGAAGACAUCUCAUCAGCAGGUGAAGAGGAUGCAGUGGUUUACAGGAUUGCACUGUGGAUGUGUACGUUUACGUUGUCCGUGUCGGUGGGGGCGAUCCUCCUUCUCCCGGUGUCCAUUGUCUCUAAUGAGGUCCUCCUGCUCUACCCCAACAGUUACUAUGUACAGUGGCUGAACUCCUCACUGAUUAUUGGUUUCUGGAACAACAUAUUCCUGAUUUCAAACCUGUCCCUGUUCUUCUUUAUGCCCUUUGCCUACUUCUUCACAGAGUCGGAAGGAUUUGUAGGACUCAAAAAGGGUAUCUGGUCCCGGGUGUACGAAGCCUUUAUUUUGCUGGUACUGGUAGGGAUCCUGAUGGUUGGUCUUGCCUGGGUAGCCUCAGCCAUAUUCGACGGCAACAAGCACAGUCAAGAAACACUGUUUGACAUCUGGUCGUAUUACCUCCCCUAUCUGUACUCCUGUAUCUCCUUCCUCGGAGUCAUCAUCCUCAUGUUGUGUACCCCUGUAGGAUUCUCUAGAAUGUUUACUGUGAUGGGGGAACUCAUUGUCAAACCAAAGUUCUUUCAAGAUGUAGAAAACGAGUUGGUCAUAGUCCGUUUAACAGAAACAGAAUUGAGACGGAGGCUGACCUUCACUAAAGACAAUAAAUACAAACAAGUUCCUGACAGGCUGGCUAAUGGACAUUUGUCAACGGAGGAUCUUAUUGAACAGUUAGAAAACAACCAAAAGACUUUGAAAGAACUAGAGAAGAGAAGUAAAACCUCGAUAUUUUGGAGGAAUCUGUGUUAUCCCCUAGUUAUGCUGCUUUUGUUGGCUUUAACAGUAUUAUGUGUGUUGAUGGUGGCUCAUAACUUUUUACUGUUACUUGUUGGUAUCAAAGCUUUACCAGUUGGAGCUAAGGAAACUGUCCUAGGAAUGGCUUCUCUUUCGGCUUUGGGUUCAUUUGGAGCAGCUUUGGAAAUAGUCCUUAUUUUAUAUGUGAUGUUAGCCUCUGUAUUAGGAUUUUACAGCUUACCAUUUUUUCGAAGUCUUCGUCCAGUUCCACACGAAACACCAAUGGUCAAAGUCAUAGGAAACUGCAUUGUCCUGCUUAUCCUCAGCUCAGCACUACCCAUUAUGUCAAGGACGCUAGGUUUAACAAAUUUUGACCUGAUCGGUAACUUUGGAAGUAUGGAUUGGCUAGGGAACUUUUACAUCAUCAUGUUGUGCAACAUUGUCUUCGCUGGACUGACAACGCUGUGCUUAGUCACGAAAUUCACGAAAGCAGUUCGGACUGAAAUUUACGACCGCCUGAUGGCGUUUUUUAUCAGCGAGCAGGGAACACAGGGUCGCACUCACUCGUUUCUUGCUAAUGGGGAAAUUGGCUCAAAAGAAGACUAGAAGGCUAUGGUAUCUAUGGUAAUCGAUUGUUACCAUGGAAGCUGGCUUUAUAGAAAAUUGUCCAAAUGUAAACUGUGAUAUGGGGGAAAGUGUGUGUGUGCGAUUAGAGACAAUAAAGUGUGGGAGUUAGUUUAUUUAUACAGUAUUUCUUUAUGAUUUCCUGUUAUAUAAGUACUUAGAUUCCAUGAGAUCAUUGCCUUGGUGUCAAUUGAGAGUUGUGUCAUAUGAUUUUUUGUUCUUAUUGCAGAGUACUGUGUAGUGAUGUUCAGUAGUGUGAUGUUACAGACAGAGGUUACUUGUAGGAUGUAUAAUUUUCUUGCUUUAAUUUUAGAUGUUUUAUAGAAUUACUGCUGUCAGAAGAUAUUUCUUAUAUAUGGCAUUGAGACCUAUAUAAUUUUUUCACAAUUUUACUCUAUUAGUUUUCACUGUACAAAAUGUAUUUUAUUUUUCUCAGUCACAAAACUACUGUAUUUAAUAUAGUCAAUUUCUUCAUAGGAAAUUUCAUUAUGAAACAAUUACUACACAAAUUGUUAUGAAAGUUGAUUUAACGGUAUGAUAGAUUAGUACAGCGAGAUGCAGUGUAUUAUAAAAUUAUUAGUCUCAUAUGCCAUAGAUAUUCAAAUUGUUCAUGUACCAGUAAUAUACAAAUAAGUAUAUCAAUAUAUAUAUAUGUAGAUGUUUUAUGAAAUCCAUGUUUUUUUGUCAGGAACAUUUUAAGUAGCCACAAAUAACUUACACUCCUAGUCAUGUUAUUUCUUGGUUCAUAUUGCUACAUACAUGCACUUGUACUUUAUAAACACCAGCCACUGGAUAUUUCUUUCUCUGUCCUGUUCACAGUUAGGAAUUCAAAUCAUCUGUUUGUUUGGCUUCAAAAAAAAAUUCUCCAUUCAUUUGGUUUCAGCUUAAUUAUACAGGGCACAAAUUUCACAUGCUAUUUUAUUAUUGUUUCAUUGGGAUUUAGAAGUGAUUUAACAUCAUCUGAUAAACACUAAUGGCUUUGUGCUUAACGUCCUCAAACAUACCUAUAUGUAUAUUAUAUGAUGUUAAAGUACAUUCAAUUUGUAUUUACCUUACUUUAUAUGCAAUAGCAAUGCAAUACUCAUUUAUCUAUAUAUUUUUUUCAAAUCAUGUCUUCUUUGUAUCAAAAGUUAACCACACAAAUAUUUUAUGUACUUGAAAUAUGUCUGAUAUCGUAUUAAGUUUAAUCAUAUUAUUUUGUAUGUUAAUGUUAGGUUGAAAGGCUGUAUAUAUAUUACAGAAUUAAUGUAUUGGUCGUUAAAACGUUGUUCAGCAUUAUCUGUAUUAAUAUACAUGCACAUGUAGGUAUCAAAAUCUGUUAUUCAACAACAGUGCUAAUUAUCAGUUGUAUUAGUUAGAAUGUGCAAAAUAGUUACUUUAGACAAGUGAAAGAAACAGACCAUGUGUGUAUAUACAUUGUAUAUAUGCAAUGCAAUAUAAACACUUUAGAUAUGCAUGAAGACACAAAUUUCAUCUAUGCUUUUUUUUUUUGUUAAGGCUUGCCAUUGUCAGUUGGGAUCGCUUGUUGUUUUGCCAUUUACUUUGAAGAACAAUUAGUCGAGCAUAAUGUCCACUUAUUUUUGUAUUUGUUUUAUUUUAGAAUGGUGGGACCAUAAAUUGUAUGUACAUGUACAUUUGUUUGAGUGAUCUGUCGCAAGUUAGACAUGUACAAAUGUAUUUAUUGUUACAAGCUAUUCUAAGGAAAUGCUCAUGUUGACAUCUUUUGAAGAGUGAUGAAAUUCUUCUCAGAAAUUUUAAGAUUUUCAUCGCCAGUUAAAAAGAUUCUGGUCAAGUGUUUUGUUAGAUUUUUUUUUUUAAAGAUACAAAGUAUUACAUUUUUGCUUGUUUGUUUUAACAUGAGGCAGUGAUAAAUAUGUGAAUGUUCAAGUACUAUUCUUUUUCUUAAUGCAAUGCUUAUCAUGCGUACACAUCUGGUAUUUGAAACCAUGAGAGAUCGAACAUGUAGGCUUAUUCUGUCUGACGAUGUAUAGGAUUACAGGGGUAGGCCAGAUGGAAGGUGGUGAUGAACUAAUAAUUAAGUGGUUGUCUGCAGUGAGAGUGUGCUCUGUAACCUUAUUAUUAACAAGUGGGUCAACAGCUCAAUUCCAUUGUUUUGAAUAAGCUCUGUGCAAUACUUAUUUGCCAAUACAUGUGUUGUAUUUUGAAAAUAAAAGUGAUAGAAUGAUAUAUGAAA
Molecule: messenger RNA, 3863 nt
Organism: Ostrea edulis (European flat oyster)
Lineage: Eukaryota; Metazoa; Mollusca; Bivalvia; Ostreida; Ostreidae
Product: protein LMBR1L-like
Exons: 15
Coding region: 134-1651 (505 amino acids)
Biological process (GO): signal transduction
Molecular function (GO): transmembrane signaling receptor activity
Source: RefSeq, a predicted model, not a curated record